CACUUCGUCCUUGUUUGUUUGUUUCUGACCCAAACAAGCAAAAUCAGCCAAAAACGUCGUCGUUAAAUCAUCGUAAAAAGAAACGUGCUGAUUUCAUCUCCUUCUACUUCCUGCACACACACACACAAACACUCUCUUUCUCUCUCUGUUGGAUGUCCAUGGCUGCCUCUGCUCAUUACCAUUGCGCAACUCUCUCUUUGCCACGCGCCGGCUCACGCGUCCGGCGAGGUUCGGGGUUCUCUUCCAAUCCCUUUCACUCCCACCUAAACCCUACGCCUCUCCUCUCAUUUCCCGCCUCUUCGCUUUCCAUCGAUGGCCGCCUUUCGCUUCCAAAUGCUACGCCCCGAAGCCUCAAGGUUCUCUCCAUGCGUGAUUCCCGAGCUCCAGCAGUUACCAAAGAUACAUGGGAAAAUUCCGUCAUAAACUGCCAAACCCCUGUCCUGGUUGAAUUCUACGCAAGUUGGUGCGGGCCAUGCAGGAUGGUCCACAGGGUGAUUGAUGAACUUGCAUUAGAGUAUGCUGGGAGGCUUAAAUGCUUUGUACUGAACACGGACGAUGAUUUGCAAAUUGCUGAGAAAUAUGAAAUUAAGGCUGUUCCAGUGGUUUUGCUGUUUAAGAAUGGGGAGAAAUGUGAAUCUGUUGUUGGUACAAUGCCAAAAGAGUUCUAUGUAGCAGCCAUUGAGAGAGUCCUCAAGUCAUAAGCAUUGUUCAGUUGAUGACCGAAAUUUUCCAAGUUGAUAUUUUGCUGGCAUGUAUUUGUGAGAAUUUUAAUCGUUUGAAUCUUCAACUGGAACCAUACAGGUUGUACAUAUUUUCAGAUGUUUGCCUAGCUUGUUAUCAUAUCAUGAUAGGUAUCCGGUUACCAUAUUGGUAUC
Molecule: messenger RNA, 875 nt
Organism: Ziziphus jujuba (common jujube)
Lineage: Eukaryota; Viridiplantae; Streptophyta; Magnoliopsida; Rosales; Rhamnaceae
Product: thioredoxin M3, chloroplastic
Exons: 2
Coding region: 153-701 (182 amino acids)
Cellular component (GO): cytoplasm
Molecular function (GO): oxidoreductase activity, acting on a sulfur group of donors, disulfide as acceptor
Source: RefSeq, a predicted model, not a curated record